UUGCUUGCAAAAUGAUAAUAAUAAUGUCAUUAUUGACUAUGGUUAUUUCUGCUUAACCUAAUUGACGUAAAUUCAAAAUAAUUCAAUAAACAGUCAUGAUAAGUAUAUAUAAAUCUGGUGAUGAAAGUGAUGAUGACUUAAUUCAUCAUUUACAUUUUAAAGCUUUUUUAAUUAGUGACAUAAAAGAGUUUUGAAAAAUACUACUUCCAUCAUUACGAGAGGUGAUAUAUGGUAGGGGAAGUUUUCGAGCGAAAGUUCGGAACAGUAGGCUCGUAGAUAGUUGAAUUAUAGGCAGAUCCGACUAUAUGAUCCAAGAAAAUUAAAUUAUUUUGCAGAAAUAUCAGUUUAACAGUUCAAAAUAUCAAUUAAUAAUGAGAUUAAAUUAACCAAUCUCUGGUAAAUUAACAUUGGUGUAUCACUGAAUUUAUAAUAAAUGUUUCUUUUUCACGUGAAAAAAAAACUUAUUUGUUGUUAUUUUUCAUCGUUUCAAUAAACAUCUUUAUAGUUAUUAAACUUGGGUGUUUACCAUGACGUCAGAUCCGGGGAAAAUAAAAAAUAAUUGUAAGAACGGGAAUAAUUUAUCAAUUGAAGAUGAUUCUAUUGUAUCACAAUCUGUCACCACACGAACAGCCGUUCCAAGAAUAUAUAAAAUAGUGGUAUUGGGAGAUGGAGGUGUUGGCAAAUCAGCUGUCACUCUUCAAUUUGUUAGUCACAGCUUUCUGGAUUAUCAUGAUCCAACAAUCGAAGAUUCAUAUCGUCAACAAGCUGUUAUCGAUGGUGAAGCAGCACUUUUGGAUAUAUUGGACACAGCAGGCCAGAUUGAAUUUACGGCAAUGCGCGAUCAAUAUAUGAGAUGUGGUGAAGGUUUUAUGAUAUGCUAUUCGGUAACUGAUAGGCACAGCUUCCAAGAAGUACUCGAAUAUCGUAAAUUAAUAUCUCGAGUACGUGUUAAUGAGGAUAUUCCUCUUGUAUUAGUAGGAAAUAAAUUUGAUUUGCAAUCACAACGAAAGGUAACGACAGAAGAAGGAAAAGCAUUAGCUAAUCAACUAGGAUGUCCUUUUUAUGAAACAUCUGCUGCUCUUCGGCAAUUUAUUGAUGAUGCAUUUUACUCACUUGUUCGACAAAUUCGUUCCAAAGAGCGAUCAAAUCGAAAUGGCAGUCGGCGUCGCGGAAAUACUCCACGAAAACAUAGUCGUUGGCGUAGAAUACGGUCAAUAUUUGCUUUUAUUUUCCGUAGAAAGCAUAAUAGAAACGCAAAAUCCAAUUAUUCUCCAUAAAUCAUAAUUUUACAGCUAUUGUAUGACGCCGUGGCUAAAAUAAUUAUUAAGUGCCAUUUAUAUCGUAGAUUUUAAACCGUACUUAGCAGCAAAAAUUACAGAGAAUUUCAACAAGGUAAGAUGGUGCAAUUCUAGUCAUUGUUUAAAUUAUUCUAUUGAGUAUUUUAUCAAAGCUCCAUAAACUUACUAAUAGUUAUUUUUACCUUUUGAAUAUUAUUUUUUUAUAUGUAACAUAUUUCCUUGUGAUACCAUAUCAUCUUACAGUUAGGUAUUCUAUUCAAAAAAGUAUGAAUAUGAUGAAUUUUUAUCAUAAAGAUGAGAAUUAUUAUUAUAUACGAAAAAGUUGAUACAUGUAAAAUAAGCUUGUUUUUUUAUCACAGGUAUCAAUAUACCAAAAUUUUAACCGCAGUAUUAUAGUGUAACUUUA
This is a messenger RNA of Chelonus insularis, 1704 nucleotides long. RefSeq names its product Ras-related protein interacting with calmodulin (gene Ric). Lineage: Eukaryota; Metazoa; Arthropoda; Insecta; Hymenoptera; Braconidae. The record is from RefSeq and is a predicted model, not a curated record. Gene Ontology annotation, cellular component: plasma membrane. The transcript has 5 exons. Gene Ontology annotation, biological process: Ras protein signal transduction. Gene Ontology annotation, molecular function: GDP binding; calmodulin binding; GTPase activity. The coding region runs from base 528 to 1277 and encodes 249 amino acids.